This is a messenger RNA of Neoarius graeffei (lesser salmon catfish), 4754 nucleotides long. RefSeq lists its product as uncharacterized. Bases 583 to 3519 code for a protein of 978 amino acids. Gene Ontology annotation, biological process: DNA integration. Lineage: Eukaryota; Metazoa; Chordata; Actinopteri; Siluriformes; Ariidae. Gene Ontology annotation, molecular function: zinc ion binding; nucleic acid binding. The record is from RefSeq and is a predicted model, not a curated record. The transcript is spliced from 2 exons.
CGGUUCUACUCGAAGGACUUUGUUUAUGCGCGCUAUGUAGUGCACUAUGAAUACCAGAGAAAGCUAUUUGGGAUGUACCCAUGAUCUGCCCUCAGGAGACGCUGCAUUAAAAGCAGACACCUGUCUGUAGUGGAAAUCACUGUAUGGGCUCAGGAACACUUCAGAAAACCAUCGUCUGUGAAAACAGUUCAUUACUGCAUCCACAAAUGCAAGUUAAAACCAGAUUGUGGCAGUGGGGGCGUGGUCAAGUGCCGGUCUGUGACAGGAGGGCGGAGCCAGGGAAGGUGAGUGGCAGAAUCGCUACACCUGACGAUAGUUAACCUGUGUUUUCCCAGUAACCGCUCCCUAUUUAAGGAGGCAGAGGGAGAGCAGAGGGAGCGCAACCCGGGACCAGAAGCAGAGUGUGUGUGUGUGUGUGUGUAUGUGGGCUUAUGCCGCAUUUAAAACUGAAAAGUUGUUUAAUAAAUAGCCUUCUCUGCCUCUAAGCGUUGUCCUGCCGUCCUCUGUGCUCCACCCACACCUUGCAAGCGCUACAGUGGUGCCGGAACCCGGGAUUUGGUGGAGCACCAACUUUGCAGCCCCAUGGAAUCCUCCCUGUUCGCGGACUUGGUCCACGCCCUCGCCACGGCUCAGCAGAGCCAGCACCAGGCACUCGUCACGCUCCGAAAGGAGCAGGAGCGACGCUUCGAAGCCCUGGUGCUGGCCCAGCAGGAAGAUCGAGAGGCGUUCUGGCAUCUCCUCGCGUCGGCGGGGUCCGCCAGCGCCCCGGCCGUGGGCCCGUCUCCCCUCACCAUGACCAAGAUGGGCCCGCAGGACGACCCCGAGGCGUUUAUCACCUUGUUCGAGCAGGUCGCCGAAGCCUCGGGGUGGCCGAUGGAGCAGCGCGCGGCGCGCCUCCUCCCCCUCCUAUCGGGAGAGGCGCAGCUGGCUGCACCACAGCUCCCCGCCGACCGCCGGCUGGCCUACGCCGACCUUCGCCGGGCCGUCCUCCAGCGCGUGGGGUGCACGCCCGAACAACAGCGCCAGCGCUUCCGCGUGCUGCGGAUGGAGGAAGUCGGCCGGCCAUUCGCGUUCGGCCAGCAGCUCCGGGACGCCUGCUGGCGGUGGCUGAGGGCCGACGAUCGCGACGCUGAGGGAAUCAUCGAUCAGGUGGUGCUGGAGCAAUUCAUCGCCCGCUUACCAGCCGGAACCGCGGAGUGGGUCCAGUGCCACCGCCCGGUGUCGCUGGAUCAGGCCGUAGGACUGGCGGAGGAUCAUUUGGCGGCUGUUCCGGCGGUAGGACGGCCGACGACGCCGUCUCUUCUCUCCUCUUCUCUCUCUCUUUCUCCCCCCCCUUCUGUGUCCCAUCCUCACCCCAUUCCCCCACCACGGAGGCGUGGUGCCCUCCCGUUUCUCCCUUCUGUGUCUGUCUCUCCCCCCCCUCAGGUGAGUGAGCCCCAGAACACAGCUGCAGAGGGAAGGCCCGGGCCGGUUUGCUGGCGCUGCGGGGAACCGGGCCACCUGCAGCAACAGUGCGCAGCUAUGGAGGUGGGGGCGGUGGUGCGGAUCCCCGACGCUCCAGAAGCUGCCCUCGAUCGGGCCGGAGCGUAUCGCAUACCGGUGAGUGUACAAGGGGCUACAUAUCAGGCGUUGGUGGAUUCGGGUUGCAAUCAGACCUCGAUCCGCCAAAGCCUGGUGCAAGACGAGGCAUUGGGGGAAGCACAGGGGGUGAAGGUGUUGUGUGUGCACGGGGAUGUUCACAGAUACCCGUUGGUGUCGGUCCACAUAUAUUUCAGAGGGGAAAAAUCUAUAGUGAAGGCGGCGGUUAAUCCUCGCCUUACCCACUCUUUAAUUUUGGGGACUGAUUGGCCGGGAUUUCAGGGUUUAAUGGCACGCCUAGUAAAGAGUGGGUCCUGCCGGUUGACAGGGGAAGGUCCUGGUGUCGCUUUGGCUGGAGCUGUGGUCGCAGAGCCGUCUACGUCAUCUCCGCGACAGAGUGAGGAGCCACCGGCUCCUCCUCUUUCUAUUGGGGAAUCCCUCGCGGAUUUCCCACUAGAACAAUCGCGAGACGAGACUCUGCGACACGCGUUUGACCAAGUGAGAGUAAUCGAUGGUCAAAUGCUCCAGCCGAACGCCACCCCGUCCUUCCCCUAUUUUUCCAUUUUGAAGGAUAGAUUAUACCGAGUGAUGCAAGACACUCAGACGAAAGAGCGAGUCACCCAGUUAUUAAUUCCAAAGAGCCGCCGGGAAUUGGUAUUCCAGGCGGCUCACUUUAAUCCCAUGGCUGGACACCUCGGGCAGGAUAAGACACUAGCCCAGAUAAUGGCCCGAUUCUAUUGGCCGGGGAUUCGCGGCGACGUCCGUAAGUGGUGUACGGCGUGCCGCGAAUGCCAGUUAGUAAAUCCGGCGGCCAUUCCAAAAGCGCCCUUGCGCCCCCUACCAUUAAUCGAGACCCCGUUCGAAAGAAUUGGGAUGGAUCUCGUCGGGCCAUUAAAUCGGUCAACACGAGGGUACCGCUUUAUAUUGGUUCUGGUGGACUAUGCAACGCGAUACCCGGAAGCGGUGCCUCUUUGCAAUAUCUCAGCACGCAGUAUUGCAGAGGCCCUCUUCCACGUCAUCUCCCGGCUUGGAAUCCCGAAAGAGAUUCUGACUGACCAAGGCACCUCGUUUAUGUCACGAACACUGAGCGAACUGUAUGGGCUACUGGGUAUUAAGCCGAUCCGCACCAGCGUUUAUCACCCACAGACGGACGGUUUAGUUGAACGGUUCAAUCGCACCCUCAAAAAUAUUAUCAAAAAAUUCGUAAGUGAGGACGCACGUAACUGGGAUAAGUGGCUCGAACCCUUAUUUGCAGUGCGAGAGGUCCCCCAAGCCUCCCCGGGGUUCUCCCCGUUUGAAUUAUUAUAUGGGCGUAAGCCGCGCGGCAUCUUAGAUGUACUGUGGGAAAAUUGGGAGGAGGGACCUUCACAGAGCAAAAAUGAAAUUCAGUACGUUAUGGACCUGCGCGCAAAACUCCACACGUUCACCCACCUAACUCAGGAGAAUUUGCGGCAGGCCCAGGAACGGCAAGCCCGCCUGUACAACAAGGGCACGCGCCUUAGAGAGUUCACUUCGGGAGAUAAGGUACUCGUCCUGUUGCCCACGUCGAGCUCCAAAUUAAUCGCCAAGUGGCAAGGACCCUUUGAGGUCACAUGGCGAGUCGGGGACGUCGACUAUGAGGUUAGGCGAACGGACAGGGAGGGGGCACUACAGAUCUACCACUUCAAUCUGCUGAAACUCUGGGACGAGGAGGUCCCCGUGGCGUUGGUGUCGGUAGUUCCGGAGAAGGCGGAGCUGGGGCCGGAGGUUCAAAAAGGGACAUUGGCAUCACGUACCUCUCCGGUCCCUUGUGGAGACCACCUCUCCCGGACCCAACUCACGGAGGUCGCCCAGUUGCAGGCCGAGUUUUCGGAUGUGUUCUCGCCCCUGCCCGGUCGCACUAACCUCAUAGAACACCACAUAUGCCGCUUUUCUACUACAAACGCGGCUGAGUCGGGCUGAGCCGUGCCGUGCUGAGUCGGGCUGAGCGGGGCUAUUGGAGUUGCAUUUCGACUACCACCGCGCUGAACCGUGCUGGCUGGAAGUGGGUGGACACAUUGGGUGGAGUUAGCGAAAGUGGGUGGACGUCAUGUGAUGUCGUUAAGCGGCGCAAACAGUGACAUCAGUGAUCUUUUAAGCGGUAGUCUCACGACCCGGAUAGUAAACAAUAAACAUGGAGGACAUGGAGUCGUUAGUGUUGCUGGUCUUGGUGCUAUGGCUUGUUGUCACCGACAACGCCAACAGAUACUGGCAAGAGCGUAUAGAUGAGGCGAGGCGCAUAAGGCUCCAGAAAUUCUCGUAAUUCUUCUUCUUCUUCUUCCGGGUUUACGGUGUUGACAGAUCCCAGCGUGCUCACGGGGCGUGUGUGGGCAUGUGAGGACACUCCUCACCAAUCAGUGCACAGGGGAGUGUCUGCUCACGCCUCCAGCCUCACUCAGCUCGGUUUGGCUCACUUCAGCCCCACUCCAAAACCGUGCGAGUUUUGGGUGCUAAGCAGGGCUGAAGCGAGCUGAGUCGUGCUGUUUUGAGAUAGUCGAAACGCGAGCCGUGUCGGGCUAAAGUGAGCUGAAGCGAGCUGAAGUGAGCUGAAAAAGGGUAGUGGAAAAGGGCCAAUAGAGACGCCCCCGGGGGUGGUAGUGUGUAGCCGCCCUUAUAGACUACCCGAACACAAAAAAAAGGUGGUUCGGGAAGAACUUCAGGCCAUGCUCGAAAUGGGCAUCGUCGAGGAGUCCCACAGUGACUGGAGCAGCCCGGUGGUCUUGGUUCCCAAGGCCAACGGCUCGGUCCGAUUCUGUGUGGACUAUAGAAAAGUCAACGCGGUGUCUAAAUUCGACGCGUACCCAAUGCCUCGUAUUGAUGAGCUGCUUGAUCGACUAGGCACGGCUCGCUUUUACUCGACACUGGAUUUAACGAAGGGAUAUUGGCAGAUCCCCUUGACUCCAUUAUCCCGGGAGAAAACGGCCUUUUCCACACCGUUCGGCUUACACCAGUUCGUCACACUUCCGUUUGGGCUGUUUAGGGCGCCCGCUACGUUUCAGCGGCUGAUGGACAGGGUCCUCCGGCCCCACGCCACCUAUGCGGCCGCUUAUCUAGACGAUAUUGUCAUUUAUAGUAAUGACUGGCAGCGGCACCUGCAACACCUGAGGGCCGUCCUUAGGUCGCUGAGGCGGGCGGGACUCACUGCCAACCCAAAGAAG